Messenger RNA from Aspergillus wentii DTO 134E9, 1335 nucleotides. Its product is annotated as KH domain-containing protein. Gene Ontology annotation, biological process: 3'-UTR-mediated mRNA stabilization. Bases 95 to 1168 code for a protein of 357 amino acids. Gene Ontology annotation, molecular function: mRNA 3'-UTR AU-rich region binding. Gene Ontology annotation, cellular component: cytoplasm; nucleus. The transcript is spliced from 2 exons. Lineage: Eukaryota; Fungi; Ascomycota; Eurotiomycetes; Eurotiales; Aspergillaceae. The record is from RefSeq and is a predicted model, not a curated record.
ACAAAGAACGACCCGUCUUCUUUAAUUCCCACCAAGUUUCUCCCUCUCUCGCAUCCGAUUUCGAUCCCCCUUUUCCAUCCUUUUCUCGAAAAUCAUGGAUACCGAAAUUCACGAAGGUUCCCCCAUUGUCGACGACAACAUGACCGACUCCGUCAUGCUCGACGGCGACAUUGAGGUCACCCCCAAGACCGAGGAGGAGUACGCACAGUCCAUGCUGACUCUCCGUGCAAUCGUCUCCUCCAAGGAAGCGGGUGUGAUCAUCGGCAAGGCUGGUAAAAAUGUCGCUGAUUUGCGCGACGAGACCGGUGUCAAGGCCGGUGUGAGCAAGGUGGUUCCCGGUGUUCACGACCGAGUUUUGACUGUUACCGGUGUCUUGCAAGGUACCGCCCAAGCCUACGCGAUCGUAGCCAAGAGCUUGCUCGAGGGUGCCCCGCAGAUGGGCAUGGGUGGUGUUGUUUCCAGCAACGGCACUCAUCCCGUUCGUCUCCUCAUCUCCCACAACCAGAUGGGUACCAUCAUCGGACGCCAGGGCUUGAAGAUCAAGCACAUCCAGGACGCUUCCGGUGUUCGCAUGGUCGCUCAGAAGGAAAUGCUCCCCCAAUCCACCGAACGAAUUGUCGAGGUGCAAGGAACCCCCGAGGGUAUCGAGAAGGCUGUCUGGGAAAUCGGAAAAUGCCUCAUCGAUGACUGGCAGCGGGGAACUGGCACUGUUCUCUACAACCCCGCCGUCCGCUCGUCUGCCGGUCCCCAGCCUACAGCUUCCAGCCCCCCGGGCAACAGCUACAGUAGCCGCCCCUACAACCGUACCGGCAAUGGCGCCGACUUCAGCGACCAGUCUUCUGGUGCCUACAGCAGACGAUCCAACCCCGAUACUUCGAACCGCGGUUACCCCCUUGUCACCGAGGACGGCGAAGAGAUCCAGACCCAGAACAUCAGCAUCCCCGCUGACAUGGUGGGAUGCAUCAUUGGCCGCGGUGGAACCAAGAUCACUGAGAUCCGCAGAAGCUCCGGAGCCCGGAUCUCGAUUGCUAAGGCUCCUCAUGAUGAGACUGGCGAGCGCAUGUUCACCAUCAUGGGAAGUGCUCAGGCUAACGAGAAGGCUCUAUACCUCCUUUACGAGAACCUCGAAGCCGAAAAGACCCGCCGCAGUCAGCUGCCUCAGGAAUAAAUUUACUGAGCUCUCUGUUUGCUCGGAAACGACCACAUGAUUCCUAUUCACCGUGGUGGGGUCGGGGUUAACCAUCCUCAAACUUCGAAACCAUGUGUCCUCUUUCUAAUCUUUCUGCUACCUGAUGUUUUAUUCUUUUUUUUUUUUUUCCCCCUUCCUUACGCGGC